AUGCCUUCCAAGCUCCGACGCACCUGUGCAGCAAAAUAUGACCUGGUUUGGGAGAAGCUGGACGAACCCAUCGAUGACUGGUUGGCCGCAGUCAGAACAAGUGAUGUCUACCGUUCGGUAGCGCACUUUAUUUUGAAGUUCAAGCCGGGAAACGCCGUGGAGAUGCACCGCGCAUUCAAAGGUGAUUACAAUGUUGUCUACCGUCUUGAAUACAGUGACGGGACUUCUGUCAUUAUGAGAAUUCCGAUCAACGAUGGUGUGCCUGCUACAUUUCAAGAUGAAAAGGUGCGGUACGAGGUCGCCGUUAUGCGAUACGUCGCAGCCAACACAAGCAUUCCGGUGCCGCACGUCUAUCAUUACGGCACCGCAGUCGAGAACCCCCUCGGUCUCGGACCGUUUAUCAUCAUGGACUACAUUGACCACUACGAGACCCUCUCGGGUGUGCUGCGAGACCCAGACCGGCCGGUGGAGAAGCAUCCCGUCCUCAACCCGAAUAUUGACGAGCGUCAUCUCGCUUUGUUGUAUAAACAGGUUGCAGACGUCCUUCUCCAGCUGGAUGUCCUUCGUUUUCCGAGGAUUGGCUCUUUGGUCGAGGAUGCUGCCACGGGCACAAUUGACGUCAAAGGACGGCCCCUGCUGGCGAACAUGAUCGACGUCGUCAUCCAUACCGCGUUCCCGCCCGUGCGCCGAGACGCCGUAGAAGACGCCAACGACGCCCGGGACAAAUAUGUGGCGCGGCAGCUCUUUCGGCGCGGCGGCCGAGCGUCGGUUUUCACCAGAGGCCACGGUUUCCGACGCCGGCCCGCCCGCCAUUUCGCUCUACUCCGAGGACCUGCGCCCGGCCAACAUUCUUUUCUCUACAAAGAUGACCGUAUCGUGGGUGUCAUCGAUUGGGAAUUUGCCUAUGCGGCGCCGCUGUCGUUCAGCAGCUGUCCGCCGUGGUGGCUUCCCAUGGACAAGCCCGAAUCCUGGUCGCCCGGUGGCUUGAUGGGCUGGCAGCAAACGUGUGAGCCGCGGUUGCGGACGUUUUUGUCUGCUCUAGAGGAGGUCGAGAAACAUGAACAGCAGCCGGUUUCUGCGGGCGAACCGCUGUCACAACGCAUGAGCAGCUGGACCAGCAACGCGUCGAUGCGCAACUACGCGGCCAGGCGAUCGUGGGCGUUUGAUUUUUUGUGGUGGAAGCACAUUGACGAGAGCCUGUAUGGGCCAAACGAGGACCAAGACCACAAAGCACGACUCGCCGAGAUGCCGGCUGCGCAGUUGCAAAUCUUGGACGAUUUCGUCAAACAAAAGCUCGACGAGGGCGAAGACGCGGAAGUCACUGUAUGGGACAAAGAUGCAGCAGUCGCACACCUUGCACAAUAUUUGUAA
Messenger RNA from Sporothrix schenckii 1099-18, 1371 nucleotides. RefSeq lists its product as uncharacterized. Bases 1 to 1371 code for a protein of 456 amino acids. The record is from RefSeq and is a predicted model, not a curated record. Lineage: Eukaryota; Fungi; Ascomycota; Sordariomycetes; Ophiostomatales; Ophiostomataceae. The transcript is spliced from 3 exons.